Molecule: messenger RNA, 531 nt
Organism: Moneuplotes crassus
Lineage: Eukaryota; Ciliophora; Spirotrichea; Euplotida; Euplotidae
Source: the annotation of a GenBank genome assembly
CUAAAAUGGAGGCAAAUAUUGAAAAGAAGAGAAUUAAGAGAUGUACAGUGAAUGGACCUGUAGAGACAGAGAAGGAUAGAGAGUCUUAUGUAGAAGAGGUGAGGAGGAAGAGGAAGAAGAGGCAGAUGAAGCAGAGGAGGAAGCAGAUGCUGGAAAUUGCUGGGAUGUUGGAAGGUAGGGAUUUGGGUGGGGAUAGUGGGGGGAAUGUUAGAGGGUUUGGGAAGGUGUAUAGGAAGUUGAGAGAGAUGGAUGCAAGUGAUUUAGAUGAUAUUAAGAAUAUUGAGAUUUAUCUUACAUUGUUAGACCUGAUCUCCUGUUUCGAGAGUAUUCUAGCCUCAAUCCCCAGACCAAAGUACCCAAAAGAAUUCUGUUCAAUAUUUUGAAAAAUAGUGGACACCUUCAAAAUAUUCGUGUGCAAAGAGCACCAAGGAAUUAGCAACGAUUUCUUUGUAGAACAGUAUUAUCCCAAUAGGCAUAGAACUUUGGAACUGUGCUGUGAAGGGCUUAAGAGGAGUAAUUAGUGAAAGUGGG